GUCCAGACCCAGCUCAGGUUCCUACAGUACUGACUACCGUUCCAGACGAUGCAGGUGUUCGUGGUGUUCCUGGUUGCCGUGGUCACCGCUGUGGCUGCAGCCUCCUCGUUUUUGAAGGACCCCGCGCUCGAGGACCCCUGGCAGGAGUGGAAGGGGCUGCACGGGAAGCAGUAUUCAGAGGAGACCGAGAGCUACAGGAGGAUGGUUUGGGAAGACAACUGGCGUUUCAUCGAGCAGCACAACCAGGAGCACGCUGCAGGGAAACACUCCUACAAGCUGGGGAUGAACCACUUCGGAGAUCUGACCGACCAGGAGUUCAAUAAGAUGAAUGGUUUCCGCCCGGAUCCUGCCCUGAGGAAGCUGCCUGUGUUUAACUCGACCGGCAGCCCUGUGCCUCCAACAUCGAUUGACUGGCGAGACAAAGGUUACGUCACCCGUGUGAAGGACCAGGGGACUAAAUGUGAAUCCUGCUGGGCCUUUUCUGCUACGGGAGCCCUUGAGGGACAACAUUUCAAGAAGACAGGCCGACUUGUGUCACUGAGUGAACAGGACCUGGUCGACUGCUCCAAACCGUAUGGGAACAAUGGCUGUAAUAGAGGGUUCAUGAACAUAUCCUUUGAAUAUGUGAAGGAUAACGGGAUUGCCUCUGAGGCAAGCUACCCCUACCGUGCCAAGGACGGGACAUGCAACACCAAUGCUCGUAAAGUAGCCCGCUGUUCUGGCUAUACUGCAGUGAACCAGAACGAACGAGCUCUGCAGGAUGCUGUGGCCAGAAUUGGACCUGUCUCUGUGGCUAUCGAUACUAUGCACCGUUCCUUCAAGCUCUACAAGUCAGUUUUCUGA
Messenger RNA from Acipenser ruthenus (sterlet), 843 nucleotides. RefSeq names its product procathepsin L-like. The transcript is spliced from 7 exons. The record is from RefSeq and is a predicted model, not a curated record. The coding region runs from base 49 to 843 and encodes 264 amino acids. Lineage: Eukaryota; Metazoa; Chordata; Actinopteri; Acipenseriformes; Acipenseridae. Gene Ontology annotation, molecular function: cysteine-type endopeptidase activity. Gene Ontology annotation, cellular component: lysosome.